AUGCCUUUUUCACCAAAAGAAAUAGCAAUGCAAUUACUCAAGGUUGGGUCUCGUAAAGUUUGGUUAGACCCAUCUAAAAUGGAAACCAUUCAAAAGACUAAAACAAGAGAAGGAAUCAGAGAAUUGAUUGCACAAGGACUUAUAAAGAGAAAAUUUACAAUUAGAGGAAGCUACAAAGCAUCAAGAGGACCAUUUUUGUAUUUAAAACAAGAUCCAUCUCUAUCUAAUUUAAAUACAAAUAAUAAUGUAAUCGAUCAAUAA
Cavenderia fasciculata is the source of this 261-nucleotide messenger RNA. RefSeq lists its product as uncharacterized. Gene Ontology annotation, molecular function: structural constituent of ribosome. The transcript is spliced from 2 exons. Gene Ontology annotation, biological process: translation. Lineage: Eukaryota; Evosea; Eumycetozoa; Acytosteliales; Cavenderiaceae. Bases 1 to 261 code for a protein of 86 amino acids. Gene Ontology annotation, cellular component: ribosome. The record is from RefSeq and is a predicted model, not a curated record.